Staurois parvus is the source of this 811-nucleotide messenger RNA. NCBI's taxonomy places the organism in Eukaryota, Metazoa, Chordata, Amphibia, Anura, Ranidae. The record is from the annotation of a GenBank genome assembly.
AUGUCUCGUUACCUACGGCCCCCAAACACGUCUCUCUUCGUACGGAAUGUAGCGGACGAUAUCAGGUCUGAAGAUCUUCGCAGAGAAUUUGGUCGAUAUGGGCCUAUUGUUGAUGUAUAUGUCCCCCUUGAUUACUACACGCGACGUCCCAGGGGAUUUGCAUAUGUUCAAUUUGAAGAUGUCCGUGAUGCCGAGGAUGCUUUGCAUAACCUAGACAGGAGAUGGAUUUGUGGACGUCAGAUUGAAAUUCAGUUUGCACAGGGAGACAGGAAAACACCCACUCAAAUGAAAGCCAAGGAGGGGCGGAGCUCCUAUGGUUCUUCACGUUAUGAUGAUUAUGACAGACACAGGCGGUCUAGAAGCCGCAGUUAUGAGAGGCGAAGGUCCAGGAGUCGAUCUUAUGACCAGAACUAUGAGAGAUCCUACAGUCCUAGAGCACGGUCUGACAGACAACAGCGUAGCAGAAGCCGAUCACAUCAUGGCAGAUUUAAUCGACGACAACGAUCACAAUCAAGGUCUAACAGUAGGUCUCAGUCCAAAUCCCAGCCAAGAGAAGAAAGAAAAGAGAGGCAAUCUGGAUCUAGAUCGCAUUCCAGAUCUAAAGCAGAUGAAAAAUGCAGAACAAGUUCUAGAGUCAGCAGGGAGUCCAGAAGAGAGGACCAUGAAAGAUCUCCAUCCCACUCGGAGUCCAGAUCACGGUCAAAGUCAAGAUCUCGAUCUUGGAAUAGUCACAAAUCCAGUGGUCAUUAAUGCUUUUACCCCUGAGCAGAUUUAUCCAUGGAAAUGUGAAGUUUUUUUUUUUGUUUUUUUA